AUGGAUGUCGAUUCGGCUGUGAACGCCAUGGCUUCCCCUACGAAGAGUAUCCUUGUCACCCCCGGCACGGCGUCAAACCGGCGAAAGACCGUCUCGUUCGGUGAGAGCGUUGUCGAUAACGAACGGAAGCGAGACGAGCCACCCACCAGAUCUUCCAGAACCCCAACAAUUUCGUCCAGCAACAUCAGCAGUCAAUGGUCCGGCUCGUCGGAUAAAUCUAAACCGCGGAGUAAACUCACGCAGGCCUUGAUGGACUCCCGCGAAAAGUCCCCUGCCGGCUCAGAAAUGGAUUCCACGCAAAAGGUUGAUCUUCCAUCCGCGGAAUCGAAAGUUGUGCCGUCAUCCGAGGAAGAUGGCAACGACGACACGGUCAACCUGAAUGAACCUCGCUCUCAAUCUGGAAAAUAUUGGAAAGCGGAAUUUGACAGCUACCGAACGAAAACAACCCGCGAAAUCCGGAAGUUGAUUCAGUAUCGCUCUGCGGCGAAAUCGUACGCGAGAAAGAAGGAUGAGGAGGCCGUGCGGCUGGCCGAAAAGCUGAAAGAGGAGGAGGUCAAAGUUGCGGAUAUGGAGCGUCACGUAACCCAGCUUGCCUCUACCAUGGUGACUGAGAAAUCCAAUGCCGACAAAGAGAAAUUGGUGCAGGAGCUCACCAAGCAGACGGCCUUAGCGCUACAAUACAAACAUCGCGUCGGCUUGUUGCGCAAACUUCUCGAACGACAUGGUGUGGUGGGCGAUGAUAUCCCUGGGUCGCCCGACGUCAGUGACGCACCGGUGGAUAAAUCAUCGCAAGAGCUUCGCAAAACCCAGCAGGAACUGGGUCAGGCCAAUGCGCGAAUUGAAGAGAUGAAAAAGCAGGAAUCCGAAUUCAGCAAUUUGAAGAACCUUGCUCAAAGCUCCGAGCAGAAGGCGUCGGAGCUGGAAAAGGAAAACGUUUUACUCAAACAAACCCUGGCACGCGUGAAGCAGGAGAUGGUCAAAUACGAGGGACGACGCAAGGAGAAGGAAGCCAAACUCAAGCAAAGAGAGUCUAAACUUGAGACUAGAAUCCAAGAAUACCGGGAGCGAUUCCGGACUGCCUCUCAACAGCACCGCGAGCUGGAAGACGACCUUAAGGCCUCCUUCAACGAGGAGCGCCGUCAAAUGCAGGAGCAAAUCGACCUGCUAAAUCUUAAGGUCACCACUCUCGAACGACUUCCUGAACUUCGGGCCCGGACCCGACCUUCAGACAGCCCUCGUAAAAGCUACCCGGGGGUCGAGGUGUACGAUUUCGCGCAUACCAACCCUCAGAAGAACCAACACCAAAAUGACGAGACGACCGACGUUGACGAACCACCAAGCCCCAGCCCUCGAGCCAAGGACCGACGCUCUCUUGGUCCCCGAACGGCACUGGGUGAAUUGGAUGUGAAAAUGGCCAGCAAAGCUCUGGGUCUUCACGAAGACGACGACACCCAUAACGACGAAUCAAUAAACAUCGGACACUCGCCUCACAAGACGGCCAGAAUCCACCUACAGGGCGGCGAGGACCCUGUUCCACCAUCUUCACCCCCCGAUGUCCAAUCUCUCGAACCCUCCACCCGACCGCGUACAACAAAACAAAAAUAUAACCCGGACAGUUACCGUUCGUACCUGCCGUCCCAUUCAACCAUGACUUCUCUCGCCCACCACCUCGCCGGCAUUGAUGAAAGCCAACAAGUCCGCACCGAGCGCCUGCGCAACCGUCGCUCCCCUACGAAAUACAGCCUCGACGCCCUCUCCGGCCUCCCGGAAACCCAUCACCUCACCGAUCGAACGCGCAAACGACAGAGUCUUAGCGCUCUCCAACGGGGCUCACUACCUGUGGACCGCCUGAUCGCCGCUCAGGCACGACUUAAACGCCGAGACGAACACCGAAAGAUCAAAGAUGACGGCAAAGAGAACAUUCGGGCCUACAGCACCAAUCCUUGA
Aspergillus melleus is the source of this 1947-nucleotide messenger RNA. RefSeq lists its product as uncharacterized. The record is from RefSeq and is a predicted model, not a curated record. Bases 1 to 1947 code for a protein of 648 amino acids. The transcript has a single exon. NCBI's taxonomy places the organism in Eukaryota, Fungi, Ascomycota, Eurotiomycetes, Eurotiales, Aspergillaceae.